This is a messenger RNA of Magnolia sinica, 1967 nucleotides long. RefSeq names its product E3 ubiquitin-protein ligase At3g02290. The transcript has 5 exons. The record is from RefSeq and is a predicted model, not a curated record. NCBI's taxonomy places the organism in Eukaryota, Viridiplantae, Streptophyta, Magnoliopsida, Magnoliales, Magnoliaceae. Bases 378 to 1055 code for a protein of 225 amino acids. Gene Ontology annotation, molecular function: ubiquitin-protein transferase activity.
UUCCGCAAUCUCUUUGCUCAGCUUUCCUCGGCGAAAAAUCCAAUGCCCGUCAAAGAAGCAAAAUCCUAGAAUCACGAAAUCCUGGAGUUCUCAGCUUCUUUCUCCCAAUUUCAGCUCUCUCUCUCUCUCUCUCUGAAGGUGAUUGUAUAUGAUGGGAUUCUUAUUGUAUAGAGGAACUGAAGUGGAAAUAUUGAUUUCGACAGCUAUUGAAUUCUUAGAGUGAUUUUUGUAGAAAGAGGUUUCUAGCUCGUGGGGUGAAACUAUAAUACCAGGUUGUAUUGUGAAUAUCGCAAUAUUGUCUUUUUGAAUUUUGAUAUUGGGUAAUUAUUAUUUUGAGGGGACGGAAUCAAACGUGAAAAGAGAGGUAGAGGUGCAUCAUGGGAUCUGCGUGCUGCUGUUUGCGAGUGGAGGAUUUCGAUGAAUAUGUAAAUUCUAAUACCGCUAUUUACAGACAUUGUAUCUGCUUCAGAUGCUUUGUUCAGCAGUUCCUUGGUGUGUACUCAGCAAUAUUCCGAAGGGCAGAAGUACAUGCGCUUCCUUCCUCCAUUCCGGGGGUGACUCAUUUGGGUUCUUCAGGACUAGCCACACCUUCACCUGACAUACCUGACACCUUCCAUUCUCCUCCAAGGCCUUUGCCUUAUGAUGCGGAUCCAAGAUGUUCUCGCUUACAGCGUGGGCUGGUCUUAAGGCGUGAGAAGGCCUCAAGUCAUUUCCACGAGGAAUCUGAACCACUUAGAACGAGUGACAGUAAUUCUGGCCUAGGAGCAUUAGGUGCUGCAGACAAAUUGAAUGGGUCUGAUCAUGAAGGAGGAUUGAAAGUAUGCCGUUCUGGUUACACAUCGGCGAAGGUGACAAGUGUAGAAGCGUAUAUGCUGUCUUCUUCAGAAGAUGAAGAUGUCUGCCCCACAUGCCUUGAAGAAUACACUCCUGAAAACCCCAAGAUAAUGACUCAAUGCUCUCAUCAUUUCCACCUCGGUUGUAUAUAUGAAUGGAUGGAGAGAAGCGAGACAUGUCCAGUAUGUGGCAAGGUGAUGUUGUUCGACGAAACGACAUGAUCUUCUUGAGAAAUUCCAGCUGCCAUUCAAGUUGGAGGGCAGCAUACAUACUGUAAAGUCCUUGUGAAUACACGGUUUUCAGCAAGCUCAAGGGAGGGUUGUGCAUAUGACAGUCAGAAGUAUACAUACGCGCUUGCGCUUUCACCACAUAAUUCGCUUAGAUGGGUUUUCUAGUUUCAAUUAAGUUCAUUUACAGUAGGAUUGAAAGCUCUUGGAAUAGGAGAAGAUUGCUAAGCCUGUGAGUGCACAGAGUCCUGCUCAUCCACACACAUGGAAAUAUGGCACAUGUACGAGGUUCGAGCUUUGGGUCAGGUGGGACACAGAUUAGAUAUUGUGGACUAGAAAUCUGGCUGUUUCGCAUGUCUAGCGAGCCAAUUUUUAUGAAACAAAUGGAAGGCUAAGGGCAUGUUUGGGUGCCACUUAAGAAUGAGUUAAAUCACAUUGUAGUUUGUAGUUUAAGAGGUCACAGUUUUCCGUUAAAUCCAUACUGUGAAAUUGAUCUCUAAUAUGUGAUUAUCAUCAUUAAAAUGAGAUGAACUCAUUUUUAAGUUGCACCCAUACAGGCAGUAAGACUUCUUUACCACCCAUCUAUUUGUUUGUACACUCGCUGGGAAUCUUAAAUGGUGUGGCCCACCUGAUUAAAUGCUUGGGUCUUUCUCUUGUGUGCUGUAUUGGCAUGUCGUGUAUGGAUGGGCAGGCUCCAAAAGUGUCUGGGAUUAGCAAACCUCUGGAUAGAAAGACAAAUGAUGCCAGAUGUGGAGAUUGUGCAUGUUUUCUCCCUUUGGUUUCUCUCUUUAAGCAGACAAGUAUUCUCACAUGGUGUCUAUGAUUGUCCCAAAACAUUGCUGCAAUUGGAUGUUUUGAUCAGGGAAUCCUUUGAUCAUUGAAAUUACUUGUGUAUUCAUUGAUUUU